This is a messenger RNA of Prosopis cineraria, 3544 nucleotides long. Its product is annotated as probable galacturonosyltransferase 6. The record is from RefSeq and is a predicted model, not a curated record. Bases 1787 to 3091 code for a protein of 434 amino acids. NCBI's taxonomy places the organism in Eukaryota, Viridiplantae, Streptophyta, Magnoliopsida, Fabales, Fabaceae. Gene Ontology annotation, molecular function: polygalacturonate 4-alpha-galacturonosyltransferase activity. The transcript has 5 exons.
GAGCCAAAACAAGUUGUUUACAAAGAAAAUGAUUUUGUCCCCACAAUUAAUUACAGUUCCAAACAGAGGAACGAUUCUGAAGAAUCUGGAAUUGUAGGGUACAGAAUUCCAGGAUUCAAUGAUGACAAAAAAGAAAACCAGCAAGUUCAACGGAAAGGAUCUUCUUCCAUUUCUGGAGAAAAGGUUUGUGCUACUUUCUUUAGUGAAUCGCAUCAUCAAAGAUUGUAGGGGCACCUGCUUCAAUUUCUUUCUCUAGUACAAAGAAGGAGUAUGCCUAAUUGGAAGAUUCAUCUCUCAGGUUUCAGUAAAGAUAGAUGUAAUGCACUUAAAUUUCAAUUUAUGUUAGGAUUUUUCACUUCUUUUCUGUUAAGAUCAUUUCACGCCUUCAACGUUUCAUUGGAUAAAAUAAAUGCUUCUGUCACAUAGACAUUGUUGUAUGGCGCUAGAAGUUUUUGUGGAAGCACUUGUAUAAUAGUCAAAAAAUAAACUGGCACAUAUAGGCAUUGUAAACUUACAAUGUAACGUCACCUGGAUUCUUCGUAUUUAUAUUUCAGUUAUCAACUUCUCUAUAAUGUGGAUGUUAAUUUUUCUUUUUGUCUGGCCUACAUGUACAUGUUAAUUAAUUAUACCAUCAUAAGAUUGGAGUUUUUACUUGAUCCGUUAUGGAGCGUCCUGUCUUGAAGGGAAUGCUUUAAUAACUACUGACCUUAUGAUCUGUAUUUGAUAUGAUUAAAAAUCAAGGCCUGAAAAAUGAUUUCAAUAUCAUUUAGUUGUUCGAUAAUCAUCAAGCCAAUACAUGUGAACCUUUCCUCAUUUUUUGGACAAUCUCGACUCUUGUUUAUAGGUUGACGUCUUAAAUUACUCAUGCCUAACCUUUCUUGGAGAAAAGAAAGUAGACUGACUAAGACCACAUUGUUACUCAUGUGAUUUACCAUGCACCUGGCAUGACAUUUACUGAUUUCUGAAAAGAAUCAGAGAACAGUCUAGGAAAAUUUCAGUUUUCUAUAUGAUCGCAGGAUCCCUUUGGUUGCUUUUGGCCUCAAUAUGUAGUCCAGACGUGUGCUGGUUUGCUCCUGAAUUAAUUUGAAGUGUGUCAAGAAAUUUUUCGUCAGAUGUGUUGAUUUUACGGAUGAGCUAUUUAAUGCUAAAUGUUAGGGAAAUUCAAUCAAUUUAUUAAAUAGUACCUGCAACUCUGCACUAAUUGCAUUCAUCUAUGCACUGAUCUUAUAUAUCUUGCUCAUCCAUACUGUGAACUAUUUUUGUGUUUACUGUUUUUCAAGAUUUUUAGAAGAAUGACUGUAUCGUAAAUAUGCAUUAGGCUACAUGAACAGGGAUCAUUAACUCCAUUUCUCAACACAGUAUCAUAAUGUUCAUAUCUAUACGAUUCUAAUUUGAUAUAGAUCUUGACAUGGGUGGCAAAUAAUAUACAAGGACAAUGAAAAACCUGUGGUUCAUGGUGGGACAGAACAUCUAUUUUUCUAGGUUUAUUGAGUAAAUAUGUAAUUACAACUUGGAUGGUGGGCUGCAAUCUAUCAUUACAGUUGAAUUGUUAAAAAAAAAUGAAAAAGAACUUACAUGCUUGCAGUCUUAUAUUACUUUUUAAUGUGGUUGAACUUGCAGAAGAAAUUUAAUGAAACAGUUCCACAAUAUCAGAACAUGAACACUCAAUCACAGAGAAAAAAAACAUGAAAAUAUUGGAGGGAGAAAUGAGCAAUCUGAUCAAAAAACAUCACAACAUCAUCAGACUUUACACAGUUGGUCACAUAAAGCAUCAAAUGAGAGGGUAAUGGAGAUUAAAGACCAAAUUAUUAGAGCCAAAGCAUACUUGAUGUUUGCACCACCUGGCAGCACCUCACGCUUGGUCAAGGAGUUGAAGCUGCGUAUUAAAGAGAUGGAACAAAUUGUUGGAGAAGCCAAUAAGGAUUCAGAUUUACCAAGGAGUGCUUUGCAGAAAAUGAAACACAUGGAAGCUUCAUUGUCCAAAGCCAACCGUGCUUACCCACACUGUCAUCUUAUGGCUUCAAAGCUUCGUGCAAUGAACUAUAAUGCUGAAGAGCAAGUUCGGACUCAGCUAGCUCAAGUGUCAUAUCUUGUUCAUCUUGCUGCAAGGACUACCAGUAAAGGCCUCCACUGUCUUUCUAUGCGGCUGACUGCAGAAUACUUUGCUCUGAGGCCUGAGGAGAGAAAGUUUCCAAAUGAAAAUAGGAUCGAUGAUCCUGAACUUUAUCAUUAUGCUGUCUUCUCUGACAAUGUUCUGGCCUGUGCAGUGGUUGUUAACUCCACUGUUUCUACUGCCAAGGAACCAGAGAAACUUGUUUUCCAUGUGGUGACCAAUUCACUCAACUUUCCAGCAAUCUCAAUGUGGUUCAUAUUUAACCCACCAGGCCAAGCCACACUCCACAUACAAAAUAUAGAUAAAUUUAAAUGGAUGUCUAAGUACAGUGGCUUCAAGAAACAAAAUUUCAGUGAUCCAAGAUAUAAUUCUGAACUCAACUACCUUCGCUUCUAUCUACCAGACAUCUUCCCUGCUCUCAAUAAGAUUGUUCUCUUUGAUCAUGAUAUGGUGAUCCAACAAGAUCUCAGUGACCUAUGGAAUGUGAAGAUGAAGGAAAAAGUAAAUGGAGCAGUUGGGACUUGUCAAGAAGGUGAUACUUCAUUUUACAGGAUCAAUACGCUCAUCAAUUUCUCAGAUCCAUUUAUUGCAGAGAGGUUUGAUGACAAUGCAUGCACAUGGGCAUUUGGGAUGAACUUGUUUGAUUUGAAACAGUGGAGGAGAUUGGAUUUAACUGGUGUCUAUCACAAAUAUCUGGAAAUGGGUUCUGAGAGGCCAUUAUGGAAUGCUGGGAGUCUGCCUAUAGGGUGGCUCACUUUCUAUAACAAGACAAUGGUGUUGGACGGACGGUGGCAUGUUCAUGGCCUUGGUUAUAACUCUGGCAUAGAUCGAAAUAAAAUUGAGCGUGCCGCUGUUAUACACUAUGAUGGAAUUAGGAAACCAUGGUUGGAUAUUGCGAUGGGAAGAUACAAGGGUUAUUGGACCAAAUUUAUUAAUUAUGACCAUCCUAUAUUGCAACAGUGCAAUGUACAUGAGUAGGACAAAUAUUCCUACCUUGCUGAGUAAAUUGACCAAUCCGAUGGCACAUUAUUUGCCUCUCCGCUCGAUUCUUUCCUGUUCUUUGGCAGUUCUGAUUGUAAAGCCCUUCGUACCUUCUCAACAAUAUUCUAUACAUCGCUUGUUGAAAAGCUUAGCCAGUUUAUAGUGACAGUUAAGGUGGAAAUAAGAAUCAGAGGCAUUUUAGCUGUUUGCAGAUACUGUUGGUUUUCGUGUAAAUAAUUCAUCUUCGCUGUUCUUAUUUAUUGAUUCCGUCCUAGCUACAGAGAGACUGUAGCAGAUCUAUGCUUUACCCUAAGGACAAAUUUAUGCGCCAUUUGUUAAAAUUAGGGCAGUGUUCCUCCAUUGCAGUAUUCAAUGAUCGUUUCAUUUUAUCUUUCUUUGUUUCCUGACACAUGAUGCUGUAAGUGGGAAUCAAGUGCGUGCUUGCUUUUA